This is a messenger RNA of Dromaius novaehollandiae (emu), 7738 nucleotides long. RefSeq names its product cAMP responsive element binding protein 1 (gene CREB1). The coding region runs from base 438 to 1421 and encodes 327 amino acids. Gene Ontology annotation, molecular function: protein binding; cAMP response element binding; DNA-binding transcription factor activity, RNA polymerase II-specific. NCBI's taxonomy places the organism in Eukaryota, Metazoa, Chordata, Aves, Casuariiformes, Dromaiidae. Gene Ontology annotation, biological process: regulation of transcription by RNA polymerase II. The record is from RefSeq and is a predicted model, not a curated record. Gene Ontology annotation, cellular component: nucleus; ATF4-CREB1 transcription factor complex. The transcript has 8 exons.
CCGCGGCGGCCCCGCUCGGUGCUUUCCGCGCGGGUUGCCCCGGGCGGAAGCGCCGUUCGCGCCUUCCGCGGCCGCUCGGCUCUUUCCGCCUCCCCUCCGGGGCGCUUCGUUCGUUUCCGCGGCCGCUCGGCUCUUUCCGCGCGGGCCGGCGGCGCGCUCGGCCGUUCCCGCCGCCCGCCGCGCGCUCGGCGGUUUCCGUGAGCGCUCGGCGGUUUCCGUGCGGGGCCGCGGCGCUCUCGGCGCUUGCUCCCUGGCUGGCGCUCCUCAGUCGGCCGCUGCCUGCCUGUCGCCGGGCUGGGAGCGCCUGUGUGUGUGUGAGUGACGCGGCGGAGGUGUAGUUUGACGCGGUGUGUUACGUGGGGGAGAGAAUAAAACUGCGGCGAGAUCCUAGGCGCGAACGAAAGCAGUGACGGAGCAGCCUGGUAACCGGUAACUAAAUGACCAUGGAAUCUGGAGCAGAGAACCAGCAGAGCGGAGAUGCAGCCGUUACAGAGGCAGAAACCCAACAGAUGACAGUACAGGCACAACCACAGAUUGCAACAUUAGCCCAGGUAUCUAUGCCAGCAGCUCAUGCAACGUCUUCUGCACCCACAGUGACCUUAGUUCAGCUGCCCAAUGGGCAAACAGUUCAAGUCCACGGAGUAAUUCAGGCUGCCCAGCCAUCAGUUAUUCAGUCUCCCCAGGUCCAGACAGUUCAGAUCUCCACUAUAGCAGAAAGUGAAGAUUCACAGGAAUCAGUAGACAGUGUCACAGACUCACAGAAACGCAGAGAAAUUCUUUCCAGACGACCGUCCUACAGAAAAAUUUUGAAUGACUUGUCCUCAGACGCCCCAGGAGUGCCAAGGAUCGAAGAAGAAAAGUCUGAAGAGGAAACAGCAGCCCCUGCCAUCGCCACUGUUACGGUGCCAACUCCCAUUUACCAAACCAGCAGUGGGCAGUACAUUGCUAUUACCCAAGGAGGAGCAAUACAGUUGUCUAACAAUGGCACAGAUGGAGUACAAGGUCUCCAGACAUUGACUAUGACCAAUGCAGCUGCAACCCAACCUGGCACCACCAUUUUACAAUAUGCACAGACCACAGAUGGACAACAGAUACUUGUACCCAGCAACCAAGUUGUUGUACAAGCUGCCUCAGGAGAUGUGCAGACUUACCAGAUUCGCACCGCCCCUACCAGCACCAUUGCACCAGGCGUAGUCAUGGCAUCCUCCCCAGCACUUCCAACCCAGCCAGCAGAAGAGGCCGCACGGAAGAGAGAAGUGCGUCUAAUGAAGAACAGAGAGGCAGCACGUGAAUGUCGCAGGAAGAAAAAGGAGUAUGUGAAAUGUCUAGAAAAUCGAGUGGCUGUGCUUGAAAACCAAAACAAGACACUGAUUGAGGAGUUGAAAGCACUUAAGGACCUUUACUGCCACAAAUCAGAUUAAUUUUGGAUUCCCAUUUUCACUUGUCCAGGUGGGAUUGAGACUGGUUCUGGCUAUAACCAGAAAGACAAAGUAAACUUUUUAUUUUCUAAACAUUUCUUUUUUUCUAUGCGCAAAACUGCCUGAAAGCAACUACAGAAUUUAAUUCGUCUGUGCUUUGCAUCAAACUGUGAAUGUUCAAACACUUGCCUCCACUUCUCCCCCUACAAGAUUAUUUUUGUCAUCAAAUAAUCUGAGUGUGAAGAAGAAGAACAGGCUUCUUUCUCAUCUCCCCAUCCUCGUCAAGGAGUAACAGUGGUCACUUGGGAAGUUACUGUGGGGGAGGGUCCUUUUGUAAUGAUUUCAAGAAUUUGUGUUGAGCUCCUUUGAUUGCCUUAGAGACAGAACCACCCCAGCCUCCUGGCCCAGAGAACUGUGUGGGCCACAUACAUUGAGCAUGUAUGGUGCAAUGAAGAAGCAAUGGUUGCCAAAUUGGUUUCACAUAUUCAUUACAAACUAUAAAAGUACAUGGCUAAGUGCCAUGCCAAAUGAAAGGGGCUUCACGGUCACAUUGUUGGUGUGGAGAUGACAUACAUUUAUUAAACUAGUCCAGGAGGGUUUUUGAUAUGUAAUCUGUGUUAAACCCUUCUGGAUUAAUAAACACUUCUCCAUACCUCAGAAACAAAUGCAUUGAAACUGCCUUCACUGGUCAGUUGUUGCUUCUUGAAGCGUAUUAUGUACAACUGUGUUCAACGUCCUGAAUGCACAAAAAGAAAUCACGAACUUCAUAGGAUAAUGGUUGGGAAAUGAUAUUUGAGGGGAAGAUGAACUCAAAAUUAAAAAGGAACAGCAGUGACGUUUAGAAAACAGCCACAUAGUAAGCAUGGGUAACAUAUGAAAGCACUGCCUAUUUGUAUCAGGACAACUAAGCAGUUGAAGCAUGGCCAAUUCCACAUACAUAUUCCGUGAUGACAGUAUAGUCUCAGUGUCCCAAGUCCUUUUAAGCAGUUAAGUUAUUUCUAUUUCCCUACCACUAUCUUAUGUAAUGGAAAUUACUGUACUUACUGGAAACAUUAUCCUGGUUUGCUCAAUUCUUUGUCAGACUUUGAGGCCACCUUCCAUGCAUAAAUUUAAUUGCAGUAUGGUAACUACCAGGUAAGCUUCAAACAUUGAAUUGAAGAGGACCUCAGACAUGAAUAUUCCAACUGGCUUCUGCAUUGCAAGAGACAGUACUGAUUACUUGAACCUGCCCAGGCUAACUAAAUUCAUAAUUUAUUCAGAGGAUUUAUUAAUGUAAAGGAUCAGAUUUACCAGCUCAUUUAUUCAUGUGAGUAAAAUUACUCAUGCGCCUAAGAUGUUUGCAAGACCAGACUUCUUGUGUGCACUGAGGAAAUGUGAUCUUUCGCAGAUUCACAUUGUAAAAAAAGUAGAUCACGUUAAAGAAUAAUGAACGCAGUACUCAACAUUUGGAUUUCCAUUGUGUGUCAAAAAGAAUCAUGCUCAGUUUGUUUACUGGCCCUCUGAAGCUGGUCUCUUGAUAUGUUAACUUGGGUCAUUUGAUGGAGUAAGUUUACUUUGGGCCCCUGGUCCAACUUUUAUGUAUAGAGACAUAAAAAUAAGAUUCUGGUCUGUACUAAUGCCUUGCCUAGCUAAGUAUUAGCUAAUAUGUUCUCCCAUUCAUUCUGUCUGUUUUUAAGAUAAAUUUCAAGUACAAGCUUUUAAAUGGUUACAGAGUCAAUGUGACAUUAUAAAAAGAAAAUUUGCAAGACUAGGCAGUUGAGUCUCAAACAACUAUAGCAGUAUUAAAAGUUCUAGUUUUCUCAUUUGAGAGGGCAUUCAGUUUCCAAGAGACUUUAAAGGAGCAGGGUUAAACUUGUAGCAUUAUUGUUAAAUCUAGAGUUAUCGAUAAUUUCAAAUUAUGUUUAUAUUUCAAAUAAGAGAACAUAAGUAUCAGAAUUAGAAAGAAUUCAUUUCCAAAUUAAGUUUUGUGGGGUUUUAUAAAUGGUCUAUUUUUAUCUGCCAUAGAGAAUUAAUUUUCAUGUUUUAUUUAAUGGAAGAUGAAUUUAUUAGUUUAGCAGUACAAAUAUAAGAAGACCCUAAAUUCUCAGUCACGCUUUUAUAAAAACUGUCUGAUUCUUAAAGACAGAGAAUACAUGCAUUUGUUACGGUUACUAGAAGUAGCAGUGUCGAUAAUGCAGGAGUAAUUCUUGUUAAACAUUAGGCUCAUGAUGACCUCAUUUAAACAGUUAUAUAGAGUGGUUCCUGCGGCUUUGAGGUCCAUCGGAAAGGCUGUACGCGCCUACGCUAGGGCGCUCUCUUUCGUAGAACCCUUGAUUUGCAAAGCGCGAGGUUUUACAGCGAACCCGAACGAGGCUGGCUGUGAUCCGAGCGCCGUUCCUCGUGCGCAGUUAGCGGUCUGGCACCUGCUGAUAGUCACUCAGCACAAAGCCUGGGAGCUGGAGGGACUGGGGAGCCCAAACCGCUACCAGGACCUGGUUCUUCUUAUAGAGGGUUGAAGCAAAUCCGUGCGGCAGUGAGGAGGACUGCGAUACUGCUUUUUGUUUGUGCGUGUUCUGUGAGUAGUCUGUAGUGUUACCAGUCUAGACCUCAUCAGCAACAAACGUUUCGCUAAGAAAAAGAACCUUAUUUUAAAGUACUUUCUUUUUUAUUUAUGGUGCACUGAGGAUUUGGGGACUUUAAUUUCUUUAAUGGAAAUUUUAAAUGACAAUGAUAAAAAAAAUGCAUUACACCAAGUACAGGGCUGGCUAAGGUUACCCAUACAUGCUUUACUAUUCAUAGUGAGCCAAAAAGGGAAGGAAUAUGAUACAGGCAUCCAUUCAUAUAUCAUUUACCUCAGUAGUGAGGUUGGGGUAGUCAGCUUCUAUGAGCUAAGGCCAUUUGGAAGUAGGAUGGAAAUUAUGCUGGCAGGGGGGAGGGAGGGUUAGUUUUAUAUCUCACAGUUGUGAGUUUUCAAGAACUGAUAGCCUGUUUUACCUGAAGAGAGGGUUAGAAAGGGCUAGAUCCAUUACGUUCAUAAUAAACAAGAAUUGAUUUGAAAUAUAAUUUUUGUAAUGUCAUUAUUUUGCAAAACAACAGCACCGAUCAGGCAGUUAAGAUAUUGUCAGAGGUGCUCUUUUAAUUUAGAUAUUCUUGGAAAAAUACAUAUGUAUAAUAUAUGUACAUAUAUAUAUAUACACACAGUAUAUAAUCUACAGCUCUGAGAGCUUUUAAGUCAGGAAUGCUGAGUAUUAUAGUAUAUGGAGGUCAGAAAAAAUUUUUACUUUUCUGUGUGUGUCUGGGUGUGCGUGGAUGUGUGCGCGCGUGUGAAAGCUCCCCUGCCCCACUAGUUCUGUGCUGCAUUAUUCUAGCGCUUAUUUCUGCUUUGUUUGUGCUGUUUUUCAGUUACCCGUUUGCAACCAUUUUAUCUCAUCUUUCAUGGCUUUUGUGUUUUUUUCUUUGGAGAUUUUUGAAAAGAUGUAAACAGUUGUUUUAAAACACCCCCUCCCUCAAAAUGAUUCACCUUUGUGCUUUUUCUCUUGGGCAGCUAUACAUCAAAGGCAAAAACAAUUGGAAGGAUUGUUAGGUAUUUGGGGGUUUUUUUGUUUGUUUUUUUAAGGAACCACUGGUAAGACUUCUGUUUUCCUCUUGGGGUAGUGGCUAUGCAUUUUUAUUCAAGCCGUGAUUUCACCAGAGUGGGAUAGUUGCCAGCACCAUUGCUUGUCUCUGAAAGCACAGUUUCAGCCUGUCAUGCUUUUCAGGACUGUACAGACCCUCUGGGGUUCUGGCUCUUCGGUAGUUCGUGUUUGUGUCUCAGACCACUGUCUUCUCUGGUAUUUUACGUUGAUCAGAAAAUUGGUGGGGUGUUUGGAAUCAUUAAGAGGCUCAGGAAAAAAAAAAAGUUAGAUUUAAUAAGGAAAAACAGCCCUGACAGUUUCUGAUCUAAGUUUGUACUACAUUUUUUUUUUAAAUCUGGGCUUCCGAUAGACAAGCAGCUGCAAGUAGUCAUCUGUUAGCAAAAACUGGCCUCGGCUUCGCUUUUAUUUUAUUUUAGACAGAUAGCCAAUGCUUUUUGUGGGUUAAAGUAAAGACAAGUCUCCUCAUCAAAGCAAGUUCAUUAUCAGUGGUUGCAGAUCUAUGACAGUUUAUAAGAUGAUUUCAUUGGUUUUCUGAGACCCUGUUUUUAUUGUCAUUUUUUCACCCUGAAGCUGGUUAGUGAUGUAACAUUUGCCAAUGAUCUAACCAAAAGGUCAUGUAUUUAUUUUUGUUACAUUAUAUUCUUUGUAAAUGUUUGAUUAAAAUGUGCACUUUUAAAAAAAGAAAAAAAAAACAGAACAAAAAAAAUAAAGAGAAAUUGGAUAUUGGUUUUGCUUGAGAAGCUCCCUGGCACAAUUGCUGUAGUCCUGCUGCGUGCACACAUCUCACUCCUCUCCCCACACCAGUUGACUCUUUCACAAAUCCAACUUCUAUAAAAUGAAGCUGAUUAGGUCCGAGCUUCCGGCAGGCAUUACUUUUAAAUGGCAGAAGAGUUGAACUGGCGGUACUGAAGACUGGGAAGAACUCAGUGUCUGGUAUCUCAAAGCGAUAUGUACAGGAUGGAUGUGGAAUUAUUUUUAGACAGAAUAGAACUAGUUCAGUGAUCCCAAGUGGGAAAGGGGAGUUAAUGUGGAAGGAAAGCAAAACUCUUUUUCAGUCACUUUACUCCCCUUUUCUUAAUUUAAGAUUUGGCUGCAAAUUUUAAAAGCUGCAUUCCAAGAAAGUAAAUAAAGGGGCUUUACAGUUCUUUGACACCAGGAGGUAAAGGUGCAUUGACAAUUUGUCAUCCUGCUUUAAAAGAAAAAAAGCACAACUAACUUUCUUGUGCAGGAGCAAUGAUGAUUUAGCUGUAGUCCUGGAUUCUGUCACUGCGAGCAGGUUUUAAAGGCAUACAGUACAUUCAUGGUUCUUGUGUCCUGUGACUGGGAAAUAGUUUCCUUGAGCUUUUGAAUUUGCCAGUGACGAGAGACACUGAUUUUGCAGAAACCUGAACGUAUCAUGAAGCUCGGUCAGUCUGGGAGGAGCCAGGCUGAUGAGAGAAACAGGGUGCCGAAAUCCUAACUCCUGUGUGCUUGUGACGGGUUCAGGUCUGUGGGUGGAGAUGGCUUAAAUUUGUGCAUCGCUUGGGAAAAGGCACCAGAUCCAGUUUGUAAAGAGGGUUUGUAUUUCAGGUGUUUUGCCUUGGAAUGUAUUUUUUAAAUGUGUUUAAGCCCUGGCCUGCAAAGAGAGUUGCACAGGUUAAUUUGUGUAGCACAAAUGGAAGACGCUGACCUGUCUGCAUUCUGGUACUGCAAGUGCAGAGUUUUUGACCUGCUGUGUGAGACCGUGAGUUUAGGUCUCGCUUUCAGCAGCAGGAAAGGGCAGCUGUCCUCAGGAGCUCUGUGCUGGGCAGGGAAGGGGCCAGGGAGACGCUGUAGUGAUCUGCAGUUAGCACACUUCCAUAAGCUGACCACUUACUCUACCCAUGACUUGGGAGCAGUCACUUCAUUGAGUCGCAGCCUCAGCUAUGUGGCAUUUCUCUAAAUAAGGGGAUAGCUGAGUAAAAACGAGGGGAGGAAAGGCCUGGAGCCAGUUAGUUAUCUGGAAAUGGCCAAAACCAAGAACUGAGGAAGUUAGGGUGCUCUCUACAAGUUGUGUUUUACCCAGGUGCCACUCCAUUGUUUGUGUGUAAUGACAUUUAUUUAUAUUACGACAUAAAUUUCAAGAAAAUCUAGAACUGCGAGUUUCUGUGAGAUUUGACUGUGCUGCUUAUAUGGACUUCUAGGGAUGGGAUGGGGAAGAGGGCAAGGAGAGGUGCUAGUUGGCAGCCAGCCCCUCCACAGACUUGUCCACACGUUGGUUGUUCACUUCAAAAAUGAGGUAUUUCUAGUUUGGGUUUAUAAUUUGUAAUUGUUUUGGAACAAUGUUUUUCAGGGAAGCUCCUAGAGCAAGGGUUAUUAUUCUCCUUUUGUAAAGUAUGCUGGAAAGAGUAAUUUCACCUCACCUGCAUUUCUGAUUCUUUACCCAAAGCGUAUCAGCACAGAACAGGGUAUUUGAGCUAGACUCCCACGUACCUGUGGAAGUUAAAAGACUAAAUGAAAAUCCAUUGUUGGGGGGAGGGGAAAUCUUAUUUACAUUUCCCCCAAAUUUAGAAACAUCCCUGUUGUGUUUUUUUUUUUUACUUAUUUUUUUGUGCUUUAUCUGUGUUUUAAAAUAAUUGUACUGGGUUAUAAUGCAUUUUAUUAACACUAUGUACAUAUUAGCUGCUUUGUGUUUCAGAAUGGUAGUAAUUGCUUUGUAUAUUAAAGUGAUUCUUGUGAAUUUGUGAA